Owenia fusiformis is the source of this 1067-nucleotide messenger RNA. NCBI's taxonomy places the organism in Eukaryota, Metazoa, Annelida, Polychaeta, Sabellida, Oweniidae. The record is from the annotation of a GenBank genome assembly.
CUUAGUCCGCAGAUAACUCUAAAUAAAUCUUUUUUAGCUAAAUCCUUCCACUUCAGGCAACGGGUUUCGAGUUUGAAUAAUGGCUUACAAUCCUCCUCGAGGCCGAAUCAAACAUUAAAUAAAUAUUGUAACCUAACACAAAUUACGUCAUCAGUUUCUCAUUAAACCAUGGACUUUGAAACUUUCGUUGCUGACAGUUAGUUAUCCAGUAAAAGACAAUGUGUACAUUUCAUCAACAUACAUCUGCUAUGAAUACGUAUAUCUGUUUAGUUUUUGUGUUUGUUGAAAUUGUUGCUGAAGCAAAUGAACCGAGAAGCAGAUGGAGGCAUAUGCGCAUGGACGGUGGUUUCACAAACGGAUGGGAGCAGAAACUCAUAGGGAUUGAAGAGCGCCUUCUCAGGGCGGAAGACAAGUUAAAGAAAAUCUCACAGGCACGUGAAGUGAAUUUUGAACGGCUGAUGAUGUAUAGUAAAUAUGCAAAGACCAAUACGGAGAUCGUGUACAAGAUGACAAAUAAAUGCGACAAAGGAAGGAAUCUUCUUCGCUGUCGAGAGUCUGGCGAAUGCAUACAUGAAAUGCUGGUUUGCGAUGGUCACGUCGAUUGCGCAGAUGGAAGCGAUGAAUGGGGCGAUGUUUGUGAUGACUCACUUUUUGCCCCUGGAUUGGUAUACAAAGGAUACUUAGCAAGUGGUCAGACAUGCUUUAUUGAUGCAAGGAGAGUGCAUCUUGAAUUUCAAUAUGACAAGAUAGUGAGACUACCUCAUCUCUCGCAGGCAGUCUUCACCUCGGGAACGCUUGAAUGGGAAUACGAAUGGAUGAAUGGAAGCAAAACUUACGAAACCAGAGACUGGAAAGGAACAUACAUGUUUGGCAGUGGGUUUGAGCUUGCUUGGACGGUUGAGGAUGAACCAGUUAUAUUCAGGACAAACAUAUCGUACUACAUCCAGGAAACGCCAAUACGAUCGUACACCUACUUGGGCGACAAUCCGACAUCAUGUGGAUGGUUUACGUGGGCUAUACCGGAUGAGUUUGAUGAAACCGUCGAUGCAGUGUAUAGCAACGAAUAA